This is a messenger RNA of Phycomyces blakesleeanus NRRL 1555(-), 819 nucleotides long. RefSeq lists its product as hypothetical. The record is from RefSeq and is a predicted model, not a curated record. The transcript has 4 exons. Gene Ontology annotation, biological process: endoplasmic reticulum membrane organization. NCBI's taxonomy places the organism in Eukaryota, Fungi, Mucoromycota, Mucoromycetes, Mucorales, Phycomycetaceae. Gene Ontology annotation, molecular function: FFAT motif binding. Gene Ontology annotation, cellular component: plasma membrane; endoplasmic reticulum membrane. The coding region runs from base 1 to 819 and encodes 272 amino acids.
AUGUCGGUUCAACUAUCACCCUCAACUGCACUUGUAUUCCAACGUCCUCUCCAUGUUCUAUCAAAGGAAAUCUUGAUACUUAAGAAUCCCGGUGCAGAGCCAAUAAUAUUCAAAGUCAAGACUACUGCACCAAAACAAUACUGUGUUCGUCCUAAUGCAGGCUAUAUUGAUCCUUAUUCUGAAAUUGAAGUACAAGUCAUCUUACAGCCUUUUAAAGAAGAGCCUCCGUUAGAUUAUCGGUGCAAAGACAAGUUUCUUAUUCAAACAAUUGCUCUUGACCCUUCUAUCAACGAGAAACUUCCAUUGGCUGAGAUUUGGCACACACUAGAGAGUCGAGACAAAGGGGCAAUUCAUCAGCACAAACUUCGAUGCAUGUUUUUGAGUCCUAAAGAAGCAGAAAUCCAUCGUUUGAGCGAGGCAGGAGGAGCACCAGGAGGAGAAGAGUCUCCUCAACAGUCUUCAGAACUUCCAAAUGCUGUGCCAGUAGGACCACCACCAGUCUAUUCACUAACAGACUCAAACCCAACGGCUGUCGUGCCAACAACCAAUGGUUUGGAGGAAACAAAGGCCAAAUUGGAAGAGGAGCUAGUGGAAGCAGAAGAAACUAUCCGUAGUCUAAUCCGUCAGAUUGAGAAGCAAAGACAAGCUCCUGUGAGGUCAACGUCUUCCAAGAAACUGCCAUCAGUUGUUCAGCCAUUGGAUGCAGUCCAUCGUCAUUUGGCUCAACUUGAAAAGGGCCGGACAACCGAAGGUUAUCCUCCUCAGGUUGUUUUAAUGUUGGCCAUCGUGGUGUUUUUGAUUACUUUGAUCUUCUUUUGA